Leptinotarsa decemlineata (Colorado potato beetle) is the source of this 1308-nucleotide messenger RNA. RefSeq lists its product as uncharacterized. Lineage: Eukaryota; Metazoa; Arthropoda; Insecta; Coleoptera; Chrysomelidae. The record is from RefSeq and is a predicted model, not a curated record.
AUCGAAUGGUGCAAGUUCAUAACACCUUGAAAGUGAACAUGGAGUUGUUUGGGAGGUACAUACUUCAGACGCAGGAAAUAUUAGAGGUGAAGUCUUUCAACAGCCAAAACCAAAUUGUUGAUCAAUCAAACAACCUUGAAGAGGUUUAUAGGACAUUCGUCGACACGUUGUCUGCAAAAGCUGUGGAAUUUCAAGAACGCGACUCAGGUUGGACUCUGGAGAAAGUUGUUUUUAUCGAAGUAAACAUCAACAAAUAUAGUCCUCUCAGUGGAUCCUCCUACAUCAAGCUUCCAGAAUUCAUCGCUUUGAAGAGGGCAGUAGUUAAUGUGAGAAAUGAAGACCAUUUUUGCUUCGCUUGGGCGGUGACAUCAGCUCUGCGACCAGCGCAAACUAGAACUUCUGAAGUAGGCUCAUAUCCAGACUUCAGAGAUGUACUUAAUGUUGAAGGUAUAGAUUUUCCCAUGAAAUUACGUGAUAUUCCACAAUUUGAGAAUAUGAAUGAUUGUUCAGUCAAUGUUUAUGGGUUAGAAACAACUUUUGAAAACAACAAACCGAAAUAUGAAAUUGUGGGUCCUCUUUAUUACGCACGGCGGAAACUCGGUCGCCAUGUAAAUUUAUUGAACAUCACCGAUGAAUCUAGUAAUAGCCACUAUUGCUGGAUAAAGGAUCUAUCAAGGUUAGUUUCAUCACAAAUUUCAUCCCACGGGCAUAGAAUGUAUUUUUGUGAUGGUUGUUUGAUGUAUUUUUCAGACGAACGCAAAUUAUUACGACAUCAGUUGAAUGAUUGCAAUUUUAUUUGUACCACCAUUCCCACAACGCAAAUCAAAAUUGAUAAAUGUGGUAGGGCCAUACCGGAAAAUAUAUUAAAAUUUGAAAAUUUUGAAAGGCAGUUGAAAGUCCCCUUCGUGGUAUACGCUGAUUUUGAAUCAAUUCUGAAGCCUAUACAUACAAAUGAACCGGAUCCAAUACGUUCCUUCACAAAUAAAUCAUUUAUUCACGAGCCAUACUCAUUCUCAUACCGAAUUCGUUGUUCUUUCGAUGAUUCAGCCUCCAAAUUUGUUCUUUAUCGUGGGGAGGACGCUGCCAAAGUAUUUGUAGCCAGGCUGGAGUCUGACCUGAGGGCCAUCUACUAUACAUAUUUGAAUCGUAUCGUGCCAAUGAAGCCAUUAACAGUAUCAGAGGAGAAUGAAUUUUCAACUGCUAAUAGUUGCGGUAUUUGUGAGAAACCCUUCGAAUUGGGUGGCGUCAAAGUGAGAGAUCAUUGUCACUUGACGGGAAGGAAAAGAUAUGGAGCUGCACAUUCCCCAU